Aplosporella prunicola CBS 121167 is the source of this 1716-nucleotide messenger RNA. RefSeq lists its product as uncharacterized. The transcript has 3 exons. Gene Ontology annotation, cellular component: mitochondrial matrix. Bases 1 to 1716 code for a protein of 571 amino acids. Gene Ontology annotation, molecular function: L-glutamate gamma-semialdehyde dehydrogenase (NAD+) activity. The record is from RefSeq and is a predicted model, not a curated record. NCBI's taxonomy places the organism in Eukaryota, Fungi, Ascomycota, Dothideomycetes, Botryosphaeriales, Aplosporellaceae.
AUGAUGAUUUCGACAAGGACACUGGCUUUUCGCGCUGCUUCCAAGCGCUCGCUCCCUCGCGCCGCUGUGAGGCUCAACUCCUACAAAGUCCCUGCAGGCAGGAAUGAACCCAAUCUUCACUAUGCCCCCGGUUCUCCAGAGCGCACUGCCUUGAAAGAUGCGCUUGAUUCCCUCAAAAAGAGCUUGCCAUUGUCCGUUUCCGCGCACAUCGCAGGAUCAAAGGCGACAAGCUCCAAAUUGGAGGACCAGAUUAUACCAUCCGACCAUGCAACCGUCCUGUCGCGAGUGCCGCAGUCGACUCCGGAGCAGGUCUCUUCCGCAAUUGAGGCCGCGCUGGCGGCAAAGCCGGCCUGGGAAUCAAAACCGUUUGCCGAUCGUGCAGCUAUAUUCCUCAGAGCGGCGGAGCUCGUCGCUGGGAAGUACCGCAACCAGCUGAUUGCAGCUACAAUGCUUGGGCAGGGAAAGAACGCUUGGCAGGGCGAGAUUGAUGCUGCCGCUGAGCUUGCCGAUUUUUACCGGUUCAACGCUGGAAAUGCGCAGGAGUUGCUAGAGCGUCAACCCACGCUCAACGCGCCUGGAAUUUGGAGUCGCACUGAGUACCGACCGCUCGAGGGCUUUGUGUACGCGGUUUCGCCUUUCAACUUCACUGCCAUUGGAGGAAACCUGGUGUCAGCACCGGCGCUCCUCGGAAACGUCGUAGUGUGGAAACCCUCGCCAUCGUCGGCGUACGCAAGCUACCUUGUGUACCAAAUCCUCCUGGAAGCCGGUCUUCCACCAAACGUCAUCCAAUUCGUCACUGGCGACGCAGCCGAAAUAACCAAGACGGUGCUUGCGCACAAGCAGUUUGCUGGCCUGCACUUCACCGGCUCGUCAGACGUGUUUAGAACCUUGUAUGGAGAAAUCUCCAAGGGCGUGGUCGACAAGAAGUAUGUCAGCUACCCGCGUCUAGUCGCCGAGACCAGUGGCAAGAAUUUCCAUCUCCUGCACCCGUCGGCGGAUGUCAAGAGCGCAGUCAACCACACCAUCAGAGCGGCAUUCGAGUAUCAAGGUCAAAAGUGCUCGGCAUGCUCUCGAGCGUACAUUCCAAAGAGCCUCGCGAAGCCCUUCAUCGAGCGGUUGAAGACAGAGACGGAAGCUCUUCAGAUUGGCGAUCCAGCCGAAUUCGAAAACUUCCUGGGUCCUGUAAUCCACCGGGGUGCGUUCGAAAAGAUAAAGCGAACCAUCGAUAGCAGCAACAACGACAAGACGCUCCAGCGCAUCACUGGAGGCACUUACGACGACUCCAAGGGCUUUUACAUCAAGCCAACUGUGUACCUGACCGAGGACGCUGACCACGCCCUCUUCGACAGCGAAAUCUUCGGGCCAGUCCUCGUGCUGCACGUCUACCCGGACGAGGACUGGAAGGGCAUCAUGAAGAGCAUCGACGAGCGGGGUGGCGGAUUCGCUCUGACAGGAGCCGUGUUUGCGGCGGAUAGGGACGCAAUCCGCGAAGCCGAAGAGACGCUCAAGUACUCGGCGGGCAACUUCUACAUCAACUGCAAGACGACGGGAGCGGUCAUCGGGCAGCAGUCGUUUGGUGGAGGGCGUGCGAGCGGGACGAAUGACAAGGCUGGCAGCGCUAACUUGUUGCUGCGGUUUACGAGCCCGAGAACUAUCAAGGAGGAGUUUAUGCCGCUAGACCGGGUGGCGUAUCCCAGCAACGAGAAGCAGGGCUAA